AUGCGCUGCCUGUCGAUUGUCCGACUCCAAUCUGUUGGGUAUCAACUCCUGAUCUGGCCAACCAAGACAAGGACUGCAGCCAAAACAUUGUUCUGGGCUAAAAGAAAACCAGGUUGCCCUUGGAGAAAAAAAGAUUUACAGGUUAAACCAGAGGGGAGACACCCCAAGGUGGGCUGCACGACCCUCUCGGUGCUAGGGUCGGACAGACGUCGAUUGUUGUCUCUCCGUACGGGGCUCCGAAUCGCCGACGUUGUUGAGGUCCACCCAACACAGGUCUCAGAUGUCUCUCCGCGAUUUGCAACAGAUACCAGUGGCGCUGUAAGGCGACGGCAGCUGGGAGGAAUCGUAGAGUCAUUAUUUUUGGUGUGGGAGGCAGCAGCCUCAAUAGAAAUUCCAUUCCAUCCAUCCAUCGAGAAUUUUAUUGAGAUUGAUAUAUUUCGUACGAGUGUUACCUUCCAGUUCAUCAUCCCAAGGGAAGAUGGGGAUCGGGAUGGGAGAUGGGGAAGGGGAAGGGGAAGGGAAGAUGAAGGAUGA
This is a messenger RNA of Morchella sextelata, 534 nucleotides long. RefSeq lists its product as uncharacterized. The record is from RefSeq and is a predicted model, not a curated record. The transcript has 8 exons. Bases 1 to 534 code for a protein of 177 amino acids. Lineage: Eukaryota; Fungi; Ascomycota; Pezizomycetes; Pezizales; Morchellaceae.